This is a messenger RNA of Rhododendron vialii, 1473 nucleotides long. RefSeq lists its product as uncharacterized. The record is from RefSeq and is a predicted model, not a curated record. Lineage: Eukaryota; Viridiplantae; Streptophyta; Magnoliopsida; Ericales; Ericaceae. The transcript has a single exon. Bases 272 to 1249 code for a protein of 325 amino acids.
CGUUAAUAACUUGUUUUUCUCUUUUCCAACGGCGAUUCUCCGGAUUCUGGAAUGGUUCCUCCAAGUUUUCCAACUACGACAACGAAACCAAACCCAGUUGACCUUUGACUUUUUCAGCGCAGCAACAAAGAACCCUACAAACCCAAAUCCCAAAUCUAAACACAUCUCAGAUCCCACCCCAAUCUUCUUCCCAACAAACCCAAACACCAGACGCAUAGAAUUAACAAGAGAGAGAGAGAGAGAGAGAGAGAGAGAGAGAGAGAGUAAAAAGAUGGGUCUCUUCACCUACACCCUGGCCGGAGGAGGUUUCAUCCUAAUCGGCGCCUGGGAAUCCCUAAUCGCCUCCCUCCAACCCCAACCCACAACCAAAACGACGCCGUCUUGUCACUUCCCCUCUCCUUCUUCAUCGUCAUCAUCAUCAUCGUCCAUAACACUAAUCGCAACCUCUCUCUUCUCCCUCUCCUUCAUCUCAAACUCCCUCAUCUCCCUGCUCUCCGCCCUCGACUCCAAAGACGACGUCGGUUUGGUCCUCCAGCUCGAGGUAAUCGCAAUCGCCUCCCUCUUCUUCCUCUACUCCGCAUUUGGUCUGCUAACCCACUUCACAAAUUCCAUCACGCUACCCUCAUCAAUCCUCAAUUUAUUAUGUUUAUUCGGUUUCGUCGAAGAAUUUAUCUUGUUUUACCUCCAAAAGAAGGACCCCAGUGGAAUAGAGAACCACUACUUCGAUCUUUUGCUUGUUCCUAUAGGUAUUUGUGUGGUUUCAACGGUUCUUGAAUUGAAAACGAACACGUAUAGGUUUUCGCGGUUGGGGAGGGGAAUCGGGCUGAUUUCGCAAGGGUCUUGGUUCCUCCAGAUGGGUUUUUCGUUCUAUUCGAGCGCGAUGGCGCACGGGUGUUUUCUGAGUGAGAAGAGUAGAGGGAAUUUCACGGUGAAGUGUAAGGGGCACCCGGAGUAUCACAGGGGCAGAGCAAUCGGGACGCUCCAGUUCAAUUGUCAUCUUGCUUUCCUUGUGGUUGUGGUUGUUGGGGUGUACUCGGUUGUUUGUAGAAAGGUUGGGCUCGGGGGUGAAUCGACGCUGUAUAGGCCGCUUGGGGCGGAAAUGCAGCAGUUGGAUAGCCAUCAUGGUCAGUUCACGUUGGAUUCCGAUGAUGAGAAUGAGAAUGAAAUGAAAGAAGAGGGGAUUGUUGGGGAGCAGAAGGCUGUUGUUGUGGUGCCUGAAUUGGUGAUCAAUGGAUAUGGUUCUCAUUGAUGAGGUAAUUUCUAGUGUUGUUUUUUGUUGUAUAAAUGACCCAGCUCUGAUUAUUUCUGUUACUACGUGGUUGGGUUAGUGUCGAAGAACUUGGUUUGUUGUGUAUCGUCGGUUUAGAGCUUGGUUCAUUAUGUAUCUUCGGUUAAACACCUUCCUUGUUUCUGGAAUAGAAAUUUACCACCGGUACAUGGUUCAGCAUUUCUAUGUGAAUUGUUGUUACGUGA